AGAUGCACAAUAUAUUCAAUCGGCACUAUAUAAUAGAGAUAAUCUUCUCAGCUCAUUUAUUCACUAACUUGUAAGCUUUUGUGCUGAUUUAUAUUUACACGACAACCAACAAUGAAAAUAUUCGCUAUUGUAUUCGCUGUUUGCGUUGUUGGUGCUCAAGCCGAGCUCACUGUAGAACAACUAGCUAAGCUCCGCGAACACAGCACAGCUUGUAUAACUGAAACUCUUGUCGAUGACGCCAACGUUGACGCAGCUAUGCAUCACAAUAUCUGGAGAAUGGACGACCCUAAACUUCGGUGUUAUUUCUUCUGCCUGCUUAAAAAACUCAAAGUCAUGAAUGAGGAUGGAACAUUGAACGAGGAGAUAACUCGCCAGAGGUUGGCCAACCUUUUCCCAGCAGACAGAAUUGACGGCGUUAUCACAAAAUGCAAAGACAUGAAGGGCGCUGAUACCUGCGAGACCGCCAUAAUGAUGGCUAAGUGUCACGCUGAUGAAAGAGCCUCACUAGGGUCAACUACAAAGAGCGACUGAUUAAUUUUUUUUUCUUCAUAUGACUCACAAUUCUGUCAAUAAACUGUUGAAUAUAUACCUUUA
Molecule: messenger RNA, 594 nt
Organism: Microplitis mediator
Lineage: Eukaryota; Metazoa; Arthropoda; Insecta; Hymenoptera; Braconidae
Product: general odorant-binding protein 69a-like
Exons: 5
Coding region: 112-531 (139 amino acids)
Biological process (GO): sensory perception of smell
Molecular function (GO): odorant binding
Source: RefSeq, a predicted model, not a curated record